Molecule: messenger RNA, 408 nt
Organism: Fonsecaea nubica
Lineage: Eukaryota; Fungi; Ascomycota; Eurotiomycetes; Chaetothyriales; Herpotrichiellaceae
Exons: 1
Coding region: 1-408 (135 amino acids)
Cellular component (GO): extracellular region
Molecular function (GO): chitin binding
Source: RefSeq, a predicted model, not a curated record
AUGCAAUUCUUCAAGUUGACCGUACCACUUCCACUUGUCCUGGUGUUGUUCACCUCAUCUGCCAUAGCCAAUCCUUCCCGAUUUGGCGAGGCCCUUCAACAAGCUCUCGACUCGAACCCACUGACCUUGGUCGAGCAACCUGUCCCACCAGCAACCCCCAUCGCCUCUUCGUCUUCGUCAUCGGUGGCGUGCGACUUUCCCCCCCGACCGACCGGCACCUGUGAGCUUGGUGAAAUGAUGCCCUUCCCCUACAAUUGCACAAAGUUCUACAUGUGCACCACCUUCGGCCCUAUCAUGCAGAGCUGCCCAAACGGUACCGUCUUCGACUUUGAGAAAACCAAAUGUAUCUUGACGAACGAGACUGUUUGCACCGGCUGUUGCAUGAAGACCGACUGCGAUGGAGAAUGA